GCGGCCGCCCAGCGCCAUGUCGGUGAACACGGACGAGCUGCGGCACCAGGUCAUGAUCAACCAGUUCGUGCUGGCCGCGGGCUGCGCGGCCGACCAGGCGCAGCAGCUGCUGCAAGCGGCCCACUGGCAGUUCGAGACCGCCCUAAGCACGUUCUUUCAAGAAAGCAACAUUCCCAACAGCCACCACCACCCGCAGAUGAUGUGUACUCCCAGCAACACCCCUGCCACACCACCCAACUUCCCUGAUGCGCUGGCCAUGUUCUCCAAGCUUCGAACCUCUGAGGGCCUGCAGAGCAGCAGCAGCCCCAUGACAGCUGUAGCCUGCUCCCCCCCUGCCAACUUCAGCCCCUUCUGGGCCGCAUCCCCACCCAACCACCAGGUGCCCUGGAUCCCGCCCUCUUCCCCCAACACCUUCCAUCUCCACUGCCCACAGCCCACGUGGCCCCCUGGAGCAUCACAGGGGGGCGCCCCUCAGAAAGCCAUGGCAGCUAUGGAUGGCCAGAGAUGAGACUGGACCCCGCUGGGCUGGAGCAGGGGGCAGUCCAGGGUUGUGGGGACACAGAGAGGGCAGGGAGGGGGGAAACAGAAGCGGGCGGGGGGGUUCUUCAAGAUCGCACUGGAAGAUUUUAUAAGAGAAUUUUUGUGGGUGGGGGGACAGCAAACGUCCUGAGCCACUUGGGUUCUUCAGGAGUUUCUCUCCAGGAAAGUUUUUUUUCCUCUUUUUAAUAUAUAACUAUAAUAUAUAUGAAUAUAAAUUUAGCUAAUGUUUGUGAGAGAGUGGGGCCUAUACACAUGUUCCAGUCAGAGGGCAAGGCUCACCUCUGCCCAGUUGUGGGGAACAAAGGGUGAUCGUAGAUGGAGUGAGCAUGCAGCUGGAUAGCCGUGCUACUCUGGGAAGGAGAAGGCACACCAGCCAUUGAGAAGCUCCACCCCCAAGGGAGGUGGUCCCAGAAGGGUCCUCAGAAUCAUGGACUUUCUACCCCAUUACUGGUAGACAAUUUUCAUCUCUGCUGGUGGUGGCCUCUUGUUGACUCUGAAACUUGUCACCCAAUCACCAGCAAGGUGUGCAGAACUGAAGACUUGGCUGCCCUCUGAUGAAUGGAUAUUUGAUUGUCCCAUCCCUUGCUGUUCCAGCUAUUCUGCGGGCCCCCAGUCUGUGUGUGUGUGUCCAGGGCCAGAGGGCCACCACUAAGGAGAAACUGCCUUGGAUUGAGUUCCCAAAUUAAAAUCAAUGCACCAGGGUGCAAUUUUAAUUUAAAAACUUAAAAGACUUUUCUAACUUC
Molecule: messenger RNA, 1283 nt
Organism: Rattus norvegicus (Norway rat)
Lineage: Eukaryota; Metazoa; Chordata; Mammalia; Rodentia; Muridae
Gene: Ubald2
Product: UBA-like domain containing 2
Exons: 3
Coding region: 17-508 (163 amino acids)
Source: RefSeq, marked validated